AUUUUAAAUCCGUUGAAUAUCAACAUUGGAAUUUGCACUUUCAAAUUUUAUUUUUUAAGGUUUUUAAUUUUUACCAAGUUUUUAUUGUAGAUACUGAGGAAAUAUCGGACGAUUUAAGUUUUUGGGUAUAAUUGAAGCUAAUAUAGCUUCUGCGUGACGUUCCAAUGGAGCUUAAAAAUACUUCUUUAGAACCAUCACUAGAAAAACAAUUGAAAGGUCAUCGCAACAGCAUUACAGCACUUUUCUAUAAUCCAAAUGAACUGCAAUUAGCUAGCAGCUCGUUAGACAACAGUGUCUUGUUAUGGGACUUGCGAGGCAAUAUGCGAAGCUAUAGGUUUCAGGGUCACAGUGAAGCAGUAACGGACGUGACGUUCUCGCCAUCAGGAAAGUACAUGGCUUCAGCGUCUCGUGACAAAACUAUAAGACUGUGGGUACCAACUGUCACAGGAAGUACCGGCGUAUUUAAAGCUCAUUCACAAACAGUCAGAUCCGUCCAGUUCAGUCCUGAUGGGACUAAGAUUCUUACUGCCUCAGAUGACAAAAUAAUAAAAUUAUGGUCUAGCAACAAACAUAAGUUCAUAGCUUCAUAUGUGGGUCACACUAAUUGGGUGCGAAGGGCAAAUAUGUCUCCAGAUGGGACACUAAUAGCUUCAUGUUCCGAUGACAAAACUACAAGGAUAUGGAACCCGGAGACUGGGGACUGCAUACAUACCUUCAAGGAUCAAAAAGGAUAUGGCCACUAUUUGUCUUGGCAUCCUUCCAGCUGCUAUGUCGCAGUUGGUACUUCACAUGGGAAUGUUAAGUUGUAUGAUGUCAGGACACACAAUCUAGUCCAAUAUUACAGUAUUCAUGAUGAUGCUGUUACGCAACUAACAUUCCACCCCAGUGGAAGUUAUAUUCUAACUGCUAGUAAAGAUGGUAAAAUGAGGAUACUAGAUUUGCUGGAAGGUCAUCCCAUAUUCACACUGAUUGGCCAUGAAGGGUCAAUUAACAGUGUCAGCUUUUCCCCAAGUGGUAGUGGGUUUGCAUCUGCUGGUGAUGAUAAACUGGGUGUGAAGGCUUGGUAUCAAUGUUAUCACAGCUCAAAAUAUCCUACAGUUACAUUUGAUUAUGUCAACGAGCCACUCAGUCCAAGUGUGGGAUUGUCCAAUGUAGAAUUACAAAAUAAUAGUACUAGAAAUCAAAACAAUUUUAUAAGAUCAUCAACACCGAUCAAUACUACCAAAACUCUAGAGAGGGACCCUCACAUUAUCGACGAUAUUUCUACAAAUGAUGUGGGUGAUAUGAGUCACAUUCCACGUGUGCCACCGAGCCCGAUGCAGCUUACCUCUCCAUCCCUAAUGCACAAAACUAUUGACAAUGAUGAGAAAGAACUAUUUGGGAUGAUCAAACUCGGUGAUAGUGAUGUAUGCUAUACGAGCGGCACAAUUCAAUGGGUGGGAAGAAAAAGAUGUUUUCCAUUGAACAGUGGUUUCAAAAUACUCGCUCAAAAUCAAAUAAAUGAACCUGACAUUAAAAAGAAAAAAAACAGUUUGAAGAAUAAUAUGGAAUGUGAGUGUGCAGAUGUUUUACCAACGGUUAGCGCUAUUGUUGAUCAUUUGAAUGCCCUUCACGAAGCUGUAGAUUUAGUUGACUUGAGACUAAACACUAUUGAACAAGCCAUUGAUAAAAACUAACUUGUAUAAAGGAUGUUGUGAUUAUUUUAAAAGCAGAAGAUUGAUUGAAUAUUUUAUUUAUAAAAGUGUAACAUCUUCAAUAAUGUUAUAGAUGGUAACAUUGAUUAAAAUACUGUACAAUUUA
Aricia agestis (brown argus) is the source of this 1800-nucleotide messenger RNA. RefSeq names its product POC1 centriolar protein homolog A-like. Bases 165 to 1676 code for a protein of 503 amino acids. The record is from RefSeq and is a predicted model, not a curated record. Gene Ontology annotation, molecular function: protein binding. NCBI's taxonomy places the organism in Eukaryota, Metazoa, Arthropoda, Insecta, Lepidoptera, Lycaenidae. Gene Ontology annotation, biological process: cilium assembly. Gene Ontology annotation, cellular component: centriole; ciliary basal body. The transcript is spliced from 6 exons.